UUUUCCUCUCUCGUCCAAGUAUUACCCAGCAAUUGCAGGUGAACAGCCCCCAGCCCAUUCCUUAUCCUAUCAUUUGAGGGAUAGAAAUAACCAAAAAGGAAGGGCGAGGAAGGAAGGAGAGGGAAAGUAAGGAAAAUAGAAGGAAAAAAAGCAUAAGGAAGGUGAUGGAUGUGGGAGCGGCGUCGAUGAAGUCGGCGACGGCCCCACCCGAGAUCAAAUUCCUGUCGUCAGGAGAGGAAAGUAGAAGUCCGUCGUGGUCGGAGGGUGGAAGGUCGCCGACUUACGCCAUCUGCACCUUUCCUGCCUUCUACGGCAACAUGAACACGACCGGAUUGAGGGAUUCCCUCAAGAGCAUUUCGAAUCCGAACGUGCGUGGAUGUGUGAGUCCGGGCUUGGAUGUCCCCAGGAUUCAACCCUCGGGCUAUUCCUGCAACAUCCAGUGUCGUUACUGUCAGUUUGUCGCCAGCGGCGUCAUCUCUCCCGUCAGAUCCCCCGUCAAGAUAAUCGAGAACGUGAAGAAUGGAUCGAAGCCCCCCUUCAGGCCGACGAUGAGCGAAGACGUGUCGGAUGAAGAAGUUCUUCGUCUCAUGAGACGGUGCUGGGCCGAGGAAGCGUUCGAGAGACCCGACUUCCAGGAACUGAAGGGAACCAUCAGGAAACUCAACAAGGAGAACGAGAGUGGGAACAUAUUGGAUAAUCUCCUGUCCCGAAUGGAACAAUAUGCAAAUAACUUGGAGGCCCUGGUCGAGGAACGGACGGCGGAUUACUUGGAGGAGAAGCGACGUUGCGAAGAACUUCUCUAUCAGCUUCUUCCCAAAUCGGUGGCGAGUCAGCUCAUCAACGGACAGUCGGUGGUGGCGGAGACCUACGAGAGUGUCACCAUCUACUUUUCCGACAUCGUCGGUUUCACCGCCCUCUCAGCCGAAAGCACUCCCAUGGAGGUGGUGGAUCUACUGAACGACCUGUACACGUGUUUCGACGGCAUCAUCGAGAACUUCGACGUCUACAAGGUCCCUUUCUCAUUCCCAGUCUCUAUUAACCCAAAACUCUUCCAUCUGGAAAUGAGUGGAAUCUGUCAUAGUCUUGGAAAAGGAAAGAGAGAAGGAUAUGAAAGCAUUCAGCCUAUUGACAUUGGCCUGCAUAUCCAUCUUCGAGGAGUGUAA
Molecule: messenger RNA, 1163 nt
Organism: Darwinula stevensoni
Lineage: Eukaryota; Metazoa; Arthropoda; Ostracoda; Podocopida; Darwinulidae
Source: the annotation of a GenBank genome assembly